UUCCCGACGUUUCAUCAAUCCUCGGUCGCCCAACCGAUUCUCUUCUCAGUAUCGUUUCAGACGCGCGCGCGAGUCCGAUCGCUCCCAAAAGUGUGUACAUAUACAGUACACCCAACAGAACGAGAAUUCAUAGUUUUUAGUGCUGGCGUUUUUUAAAUUGGUGCACAAAGUACGAGCAGUGGGUGGAUAAUGGCUCGCCGGACGAUUCUGGCUGGCGUUUUUGUUUUCGCUCUGCUGGCUACGGUGCUCGUCGAAGACAUCGAUGCCAGAAAAACGAGCGGAGGCAGUCGCAAGAGCGGCAGUAGCUGGGGAUGGGGAUCGAGAUCGACGCCCAAGACGCAACAGCAUCAGCACGGAACCGGUUCGAUCGGCUGGAGUAACCCGUCAAAUCAAAAGCCAGCCAGCUACCCGAGCAGCAACCCCAAACCUUCGGCACCGGGUAGCGAGCAUAUUUCCAAGAGCAGUGCGACGAACGUACACUCGAGUUAUCCGCAAGGCAACCCACCGCCGUACAGCCCGUCCGGGGGUUACCACGGCGGCAAUCCACCGCCGUACAGCCCGGCCGGGGGUUACCACGGCGGCAAUCCACCGCCCUACAGCUCAGGUGGCUACGGUCACCCACCACCUUACAGCUCGGGUGGUUACGGCGGUUACGGCGGCUACCAGCCGGCUGGUGGCUACGGUGGCCACAGUUUCAGCAGCAUGCCGGGCCAGGGCUACAACCCGUCGUACGGGCACUCCUCGAUGGGCAGCCAGCCUCAGACUGUGAUCUUGCAGUCCCAGAAGCCGGGCAUCGGCCAGCUCGCCAAGGAGGCCUUUGUGUUUGCCGGUGUGAGCGCAGGGGUCAACGCCGCCGUCAACAGGAUUCUGCCCGGUGGGAUCUACGGUAACAGCCACAGCAGCUCGAGCGGCGUGGUGCCACCGGUCUCCCACACCCAGAUCACUUACAACAAUUACUACAACAACGGGACGAGUGGCGACUCUCCCGCGGCGGCUGCUCCAGCUGCUACAGUACCCGUGGCCGCGGCGAUGACGCCCAAUGCCGCGCCAGCCCCGGCUGCCGAGGCCCCAGCUCCGACCAACGCCGCGCCCCAGCCGCUGCAGCCGAACGCCACCACGGAACCUCCUCCACCCUUCGGCAUCCCCGACUCCGAGCUGCAGAAGGUCACGGAAAAUCUAUUCGGUAAGGACGCGAACAACGCCUUCAAGCACAUCACCAUCAAUGUCCAGGGACAGAAGACGGACGACAGCACGACCGACGACGCUUCGGAGAACCUGCUGGAGGUGAAGCCCGAAGCUUGGGACAUCCCGACGGUCAAGUCGGUGCUGGCUCUGCACGACAAUUACGAGUUCGAUGUCAGGACCAAGGAGACGGUCACGUCGGAGGAGCGCAAGGAGGAGGCAGAUUUGAUUGACGCGUUCAUGGAGACCGACGUGAUGAAGGAGACGAUGAAGUACCUGGCCGAGAAGGGUUUCGUGCCGAACGACGAGUACGAGUUCAAGGACACCCUCAAGCGCAUCUGGUUCUCGCAGUUCAAGCGCGUGGACGGCGAGCCCUCGAGCUCGGGCUUCGAGACCGUCUUUCUGGCUGAGAAGUUCGACAGCGAGGUCAUCGGGCUCCACGACUGGAUCUACUUUGCCAAGCAGGAGGAGGCCAAGAAGCUCAACUACCUCGGCUACAUCAAGAAACUCGACCUUGGCUCCAACGGUGCAGUGAUAAAGGGCCGCUCCUCGUUGAACGGCAACGUCCAGCCGAUCACGACGAUAUUCGUCGGUACCUCGCCCGAGCUCGAGAUGGCCCUGUACACGCUGUGCUUCUACACGCGGCCUGGAAUCGUGUGCCCGGUGUCCCUGGGCAACGGUAAGGUCAUCAUCGUCGUCAACCGUGUCAACUACUUCGGCAAGGACAUCCUCAUUUCGGCCUUCCCUGAUAUCUAAUCGAAUGAGGAGCUUUCUGUGCUGUCGAUCCCUACACCGACAUAUAUAAUUGAAAUGUUUACGUACAUCUUUUUUUUUUUUUUUUCUUAAUACUCUCUCGAUCGUCAAUGAGGAAAGUUUAUUAGAUGAUCAAGCAACCAUGUUAUUACGAUAGUUGUAAGAGUUUUUUUUUUUUUUGUUUUUUCUUAUAUAUGUUCUUUUUGUUGCAUAGUGCAUGCAAUGUACGUAUAAAAAGCCUAUUUUAGUGUGUCAAAAGUUUUUAACGCGAAUACUAUAGAUUUUUUGUACAUUCCUAUGUGAUAUAAUAUUUUUUUCACUGUCUGUUUUUAAUAGAAUUCCAUUAAUGUAGAUCGUUUUUCCUUAGACGAACGAAGCUACAAGCAUCCAAAACACUUUUUUUUUUACUAAGAUAAAAUAUACCCAAACUUUUGAUGUUUGUAAUGUUAACUGGAUAGUUUUGCCAAUUAGUAUAUAUAAAAUAAAUAAUAUAUUCAAAGAA
Molecule: messenger RNA, 2437 nt
Organism: Copidosoma floridanum
Lineage: Eukaryota; Metazoa; Arthropoda; Insecta; Hymenoptera; Encyrtidae
Molecular function (GO): RNA endonuclease activity
Source: RefSeq, a predicted model, not a curated record